UUGGGCAGUGUAUAUUGUCUCAAAAUGUUGGGACUUUGCGCGCCUUUGCCUCUAUUGUUUAUUAUCAAAAAGUGAUAAAUCAAAUGACUUUGCAAUAAUUUUAAUAAAUAUAAAAAUUCCUGUGAACAUUUCGCGUAAGCUUACAUUGAUGUUAUGUGAUAGUGAUUAUUAUUGGUGGACUUUAAAGACCUGUAAGUGAUAAUAAUGUGUAUUUAGAGUUUUUAGAAACAUUGUACAUGGUAAUGAUUGUAACGUUUGCUUCAUUAUAAGCAUAUUAAUUAAGAAAAUGAUAAGACUAAGCGACGUUUGAAUGUCGGCCAUAUUGUCACGCGCGGUAACACGGUGAUGCGCGGCGCGGACGCCACAAUGAGCUCAUUCCUCAUGAACGGUGGAUACCAGCCGCAACCCGAUCCUAAAUUCCCGCCAUCAGAAGAAUACAGCCAAGCGGACUACAUCCCACCCGGAGAAUACUAUCAACAUCAGCACUUACAAUACGGUUACCAACACCAAUAUGCGCCGGUACAGAUCGGAACAGGGUAUGGAUACGGCGGUUACUAUCAUCCAUUGCCUCAGCAUCCGCCCGUCGCUCCACCACCUCGACCACCAGAGCCGUCGCACCCAUCAGAUGCGGAUCAUGGCUACGUUUCUCAUGGAGCUGAACCUGCGCCCGGUCUGGCAGAGCUCGGGUUACGGCUGGAAAGGCAUAUUGAAGAAGCAGCGCCCGCCGGUAGAAAACUACACGCGUUGGGCCGCGAAGGCUCACCUGUGUCUGAAAUGGAUGACGAAAGACUCCUUCUAGAUAGCCCUCCGGUAGAAGACGAUGAUUCCUCUAUUUGUUCGGACAAUACAGAUAGAGUAAUAUAUCCUUGGAUGAAAAAGAUUCAUGUUGCUGGUGCUUCCAAUGGCACAUUUCAACCCGGAAUGGAACCGAAAAGGCAACGAACAGCAUACACCAGACACCAAAUAUUAGAACUCGAGAAGGAAUUCCACUACAAUCGGUAUUUAACACGGAGAAGAAGGAUAGAAAUCGCCCACACUCUAGUCUUGUCUGAAAGGCAAAUCAAAAUAUGGUUUCAAAACAGACGGAUGAAAUGGAAGAAGGAUAACAAAUUGCCCAAUACCAAAAACGUUAGAAGAAAAACGAAUCCAGCCGGAGUCACGACAACGACGAAGGGAGCUACACCAAAGAGUAGAUCUAAUAAGAAUACUAAUAACAAUGAUAAGAAAAAAUCGAACAACAAUGGUCGACCGGAUAGCAUAGAGAAUGUUACUGAUAAUAUAAUGAAUGACUUACAUUGUGUUGGCGCACAGAAUCUAUCGCAUGAUCCGGCGAUUAGUCCUAUGACUCAUCCUGGUAGCCAAAUGACUCCGGGACAUCCGAUGACGCCACAUCAUUUACACAUGAUGGGCUUACACGGUAUGGACCCAAGCAUGGUGGCCAAUCUCUCGGCGCACGGAUCCCCAGUGGGUAACUCCGGCUGUGGCACCGGUAUGAACUCCACCAAUCCACCAGUCAUCAAAUCGGACUACGGACUGACCGCCUUAUAAUCCUUAUAAAUGUAUAAAAAAGAAUACUAUAUUUUCAUUAAUGAACUUUCCGCGAUUCUUACCAUUCCCUUGUGUCGAUAAUGUAAUAAAGUGAUUUAAUUUUUAUUAUUUAAGAUUUAUUUUUAAUUAUGUAAGAGUAAGUAUAGAUUAACCAGUCAUUAUUGGAUGUUUGCAUAACUAAGUGGAAAACUUUACAAUGUCAAAAAGUGUGAUUAUUUUAGUGUAGGUUUAGAUGUUUUUGGAUUUGUACGUUUCCUACAAGUCAUUGUCCUUAUAAACUCACUUUUAGGACUAAUGUUUGAUUGCUUUGUCAACGUGCUUAGUUGACGUGUAUUUAACUUAGUUACCAAUAUAGUUGUGUAAAAUAAUUGUAGA
Messenger RNA from Papilio polytes (common Mormon), 1923 nucleotides. RefSeq names its product homeobox protein Hox-B4 (gene Dfd). The record is from RefSeq and is a predicted model, not a curated record. Gene Ontology annotation, biological process: regulation of transcription by RNA polymerase II; anterior/posterior pattern specification. Lineage: Eukaryota; Metazoa; Arthropoda; Insecta; Lepidoptera; Papilionidae. Bases 346 to 1548 code for a protein of 400 amino acids. Gene Ontology annotation, cellular component: nucleus. Gene Ontology annotation, molecular function: RNA polymerase II cis-regulatory region sequence-specific DNA binding; DNA-binding transcription factor activity, RNA polymerase II-specific. The transcript is spliced from 3 exons.